Messenger RNA from Aphis gossypii (cotton aphid), 1514 nucleotides. RefSeq lists its product as uncharacterized. Lineage: Eukaryota; Metazoa; Arthropoda; Insecta; Hemiptera; Aphididae. The coding region runs from base 297 to 929 and encodes 210 amino acids. The record is from RefSeq and is a predicted model, not a curated record. The transcript has 3 exons.
UGCGAACCGCUCGACUAUAUUCGAUAUUGUUGUAUUGUUUUCAGUAAAUGAACGAUAUAAUACAGGGUAAUAUAUCGGUAUUUUUAUGCUCGUAGAUCACGUUUAUAUAAAUACACAAGACGACAAUCAAUUAUAUUUAUAUAACCAAAAACCAUACGGGUAGUUUUUUAAACAUUUUAUAUUAGUUUUGUGGUCAGAAUCAAUUUUAUUCCGAUAAUUUUUAGAAAUUUGUUUCUCUAUACCCGCUGUGGAUAUGUGAUAAAGUUUUCGUUUUAUCAAUAACAUUUUAAAACAAAAUGUCUGUUAGUUUACCGCGAUGGACGAGAAUCACAAUGGUUUGGUUUUUCGUAAUCGUUAUAGGUUUAACUUAUUCAGCAUCCAUCAGAAAAGACAUAACAUGUUAUGUAUGUACACCAAAUCCAAUUUCUGAUAACACAGAAGCUUCAGAAAUCUCUAUUACGUUUUCAAAUUAUGAUAUUGAAACUAUACCAACUUGUGGUUCAAACUCUGCAGUCAAUUUUACAUUAAAAUGUCCAGAAGGAUAUAAAGGAUGUCUAACUAAAACUUAUGGUAAAAGUAUACUGAAAUCUUGCAAUGAAUAUCCCAUCACUGAUUGUAAAAUAGCAAAUAAUGUGAAGUAUUGUUUUUGUGCUAAUAAUUUAUGUAAUGACGCAACAAUCUUAACUCCAAUUCCAAUUUCAACAGAUGAUGAAGAUUUAGACCAAACAUCAGAAGAUGGAAGCGGGUUAUUUGAUGAUUUAACGCAAUUAGAUAAACAUAAAUACACCAAAAAAAUUAUUAAUACUACAGUAAUAUUAAAUACACCUAUAAAAAAUAAUUCAUUUACAAAAGCAUCAGCUGAUAAAUUAUUGCUGCAUAAACAUAUUUAUAUUUUAAGUUUAAUAUUCAUAACUUAUAAAGCUGUAUAAUAUUUACAGCUUUUUUUAAAAUAGUCUCAUACGUAUAAAAUUGCAAAGAAUAGUGAUAUAUUUAAAAAAAAAUCAUGAAAUAAAGAAUAUGUAUUAUUUUUUAAAUGUAAUUGGUUAACGUUCCUUGUAAUUUUUAAAUUCUAAUCGAAACAAUAAAAAUGUCAUUAAAAUUAUAUAUCUUAAUAUAUAUAUCUUGAAUAUUUUUACACCUUCAUUAUUAUAAAUAAAUUUAAAUUCUACAAUUAUUAUAAUAUAUACUCAUAAGAGCUUUGAUUAAAUAAAAUAGUCUUUCUAAUAAAUAAUAGAUAGGUAUAUCCACUAGUUAGUGUAAAAAUGAGGGUAGUACCCAAUAACUGGGCUAAGUAUUCAGUUCAGUGUUAUAUGACUGUAAACAAUACAUUUUUAUAGAUAUAGAUAUUAACUAUUCUUUUUUUGUAAAAUUGUUCCUACUUAAUAUAAUAUUCUUAUUAUAAUAAUAUAUAAAAGUAUGUGAUUAUAAAUUGUACAUACUAUUUAUAUAUUUUGUAGUUAUAUGAUGUACAAUUAUUUUUACUUAAUGUUUAAUUAAAUAAAAAUAUAAAAUUA